UUGUCUGGACUGAGUUAGGCUGCCAAGUGUGUGUGGAGUCCAAAAUAAUUGCAGGAAGGAACUCGGCGUAGCCUAUCUCGAACAAUUUGUGGAUCCACACCAAAAUGUAAUGCGUUCUGCCUAUAGGUCAACGGGAUGAAAACAAUCUCCUAGGUAAGAGUUCAGGUGAUUCGAGGAUUGAUUGAAAUCAAUGAGGAGGGGUAGAGGGGAAUGAAGUGGGAGGUCUCUGGGGAUGAAGAGAGAGAAAGCAGCCAGGUGACUCGGAUCUGGGACAAGCGCUUGUCAUUAAGCACAGAUCCUUGCCAACAGCGGCGAAAGGAGCAGACCGAGUGAGGAGCCAUGAUGGGACACAGGAUGGUGAGGUGUUGGAAUCUUCCAGAGGGCACUUUGGAAGGAGGAGGAUGCAUGAACGGAGGCUCCUCGACUUCCCACCACAUCCCCAAAAAAGCCCUCUGUGUCAGCCUCUCAGCUUCCCUGCUCCUGGUAUUCCUGACCCUGGGCUUAACUGGACACCUCGGGGUGCCUCAACAACACUCGCAGUCUACACAGGCUGUGAGAUUCACCGGCCCAGACCCGUCUGGAGUCCUGCUCCUCAAUCAGUUGGCAGCCGUAGACCAGCAGAACGGCCUGGUGACCUUUUCUGUGACCACAGGGGCGAAUCAAACAUCCACAGUGCUUUUUGACAUCAAACAUGGCUUGAUAUGUUACCGGCCGGUCCACCAGGAGAGCUGCUUCCUGCGGACCAUGGAGACAUCCGACUACGAGAACGUGCACUCUGUACUUCAAGCAUCAGUAAACAAGCAAAGUCAGUUCCAGCUGUCUGCGAACGAGACCCAGAGGCACACAGAGUUCUUGGGGGUCCUGGCUGCUAGUCAGGUAGAUGUCUCCGCCUUGGAGGAGCCUCUGAAGCUUCUGUGUCAGGAUAGGCCCAUCUACUGGACCAAGAGGGCUGAAGGCCCGGGAAAACAGAGGCUGGUCUAUUUCUGCAUAGACAUCUGCUUUCCCAACAACAUCUGUGUUUCUGUGUGCUUUUACUACCUACCAGAGUAACUCAAUCCUUACCAAUCAUCUCAGAAAAGGAGGGGAAACUUUUUUUUUUUUUUUAAAGUACUGUCAACAAGAUUGGGCCAAUGCUGUCAGUACUUUUGUGAGAUAAGAGAUUGGCAAAAUCCCCGUAUACAUGCCUAGACUCCUUCCUGGUGACGUCCACUCCCCACAUGUACCAGCAACCAGUGUAAUGUCAUUGUUGUUCAAUAAAAAAUAAAAAACUGGG
Phyllopteryx taeniolatus (common seadragon) is the source of this 1273-nucleotide messenger RNA. RefSeq names its product BRICHOS domain containing 5 (gene bricd5). Gene Ontology annotation, biological process: regulation of cell population proliferation. Lineage: Eukaryota; Metazoa; Chordata; Actinopteri; Syngnathiformes; Syngnathidae. Bases 340 to 1050 code for a protein of 236 amino acids. The record is from RefSeq and is a predicted model, not a curated record. The transcript has 6 exons.